AUGUUCGUAACGUCGCUGCUGCGCACAGCGACGCCCGAACAACACCGUGCCGCCAUCCAAGACUACAUGGUGCGCGAGCUCGCCGAAGCAAACCGGCGGGUACAGACUCCCUCGCGCACCUCCCAUCAUUAUGCGAUAAAAAUGGAGACGUCCACGUACUCGGGCGAUGGACCGGAUCGUCUCCCCUUUAAUCUCUGGGUUCGGGAGAUUGAUAUCGCGAUCGCGUCAAGGUUGAUUGACGCUCCGACGGCCAAGGUUAAUUUUCUGCUAUCACGGCUUGUCGGCAAAGCCAAAGAAUGA
Molecule: messenger RNA, 300 nt
Organism: Peronospora matthiolae
Lineage: Eukaryota; Oomycota; Peronosporomycetes; Peronosporales; Peronosporaceae
Source: the annotation of a GenBank genome assembly